Molecule: messenger RNA, 1619 nt
Organism: Mauremys mutica (yellowpond turtle)
Lineage: Eukaryota; Metazoa; Chordata; Testudines; Geoemydidae
Product: interferon lambda-3-like
Exons: 7
Coding region: 365-925 (186 amino acids)
Biological process (GO): positive regulation of immune response; defense response to virus; cell surface receptor signaling pathway via JAK-STAT
Molecular function (GO): cytokine activity
Source: RefSeq, a predicted model, not a curated record
CAACUAUUAACAAAUGCAUGACCUAGAAGAGAAAUUUGGACUUCUGCUAUUACUUUGUCUUGACUUUACUUCCAGUGUGUUUGUAGUCAGACAUGAAAGAUGACUUUGAUUGUUUCCAUCUUCUCUUUCCGACAAUGUGAACUCCAACUCACCGAAUGUUCCCAGCUAAUCUUGGUUUUGCCUGCACAUGUGAGAAGAUGCAGUGCAAUGCCUGCAAAUAAGGAGAUCUAGAAAAAGCCUUUGGGUAUAAAAGCAAGAGCCAUGGAGAAGAAAAACCACAUUCAGAGCCAAGAGAGAGGCAAAGCAGCCCUGAGACACAAGAGGCAACUAAAGCAACAUCCCAGCAAAUACAUGCCAAGGGAAAAUGGUGAACGUAAGCUACAAAGUUCUCUUUGCUCUGGCCAUCUGGACGAUGACUACAGAGGCCUUUCCCAAAGGCGCUGAGAGGACAAAAUGCCACCUCGCAAAAUACAAGUCCCUGCCACCUCGGGAACUGGAGGCCUUCAAGAAAGCCAAGGACAAAUUUGAGGACAUGAUGCUGUUGUCAGACCGAAAAUGCAGCACCAGGAUUUUCCACCGGAACUGGGAAGUCAAAGAGCUGUCGGUGCACGAUAGAGUCAUCCUGGUAGAGAAGGAGCUAGACUUUGCCACUAACGUGCUGGAGAACGUUGAGGACCCCAGUCUGUCCAAGCUGCUCUCAAGGCCGCUAGAAAUCCUGACGCAGAUCAGAGGGGACCUGAGGGACUGCACCAGACAAACUCAUUCUCAUCGACACUCCAGGAGGCUGAACAAUUGGCUCCAAAAUUUUCAUGAGAGCAAAGAGAUGGAAACACCUGGCUGCCUGGAAGCAUCUGUGAUCCUCAAUCUCUUCCGGCUGCUGAAUGAAGACUUGAGAUGCGCAGCCUACAUGGAGCUCUGUGUGUAGCCAUCUGGUCUCUGCAGUGCCCGUGUCCACAUCUACUCUAGAGACUGGGGAGUCCUUAGCCUGAGAGCACUGCAACAUAUUGGGAAAAGACAUGUGUGAACCAGGAACAUUCAUCUUCUCCCUCUGGCUUCUGAUCAUAGAUCCCCAAGCAAACUGAUUCCAUCCUUUUAUACCAAAGAAUUAUGCAACAGUUGGCCUCCAGGUUACUCCAAUUUCCAGCUAGUGCAGCACUCUAGUCUCCUUAGACUUCACUAGGAUUUGGUCCUCGGGGGAUAUUAUUUAUUGAAUGUAAUUGUAUUGUCACUAUAUGGAAGCAUUUUAGUCAGGGUAACAUGUCCCAAAAUAUUGGAAACAUUUAAUAAGCUUUAAUUUUUUUAAAAAACAACACUCCAGUUCUAGGAUUUACACACUAUUCAUGGUUUCGGGUCUCUUAGAAACAACCUCAGGAAAUGAAUUAAUAUUGAAGUUUGGAAGUUCUUACUGUACAGAUCCUUGACAGAUGUAUUUAUACAGAGUAUAUUUUUACCUUGCUGCUUCUUUACGUAUUAUUACCCAACUAAGAAGAGUAAUUGGUUUGUAUAACUUCCCGACUUGAACCAAAGUGUUAUUUAUUAUGGAUCAGCUAUUUAUUUUUAUGUAUUUAUCUAUUACUAAGAUUGUGCCUUUUUAUCUAUAAUUGUGAACAAAUAAAAUU